GUGCUGGCUGCUCCUCUGGCUGCCGCCGCUGGCCGUGCUGCCGGCGGGCGCGGUGCGCGGCGAGGAGAACGAGGCGGCGUUGUCAGAUCUGACACCAGGAGGUUCCAAUCCUAGCUGAAUGAACCGGCAAAGACUGAGACUGCAUGAAUAAAGGACGCCUGCAGACCUGCCAGCAGCUUCACAGCCCACAGUGUCAGGGCUGGAACAGUUCCAAGAUGUAAAGCUUUGAAGGAAAUGGAUUUAAUUAAAACGUCUCAGUCAGACUGUUACUGCUACAAUCAAAAAUCCCAAGUGAAAUGGAAGUAUAUAUGGUCAACUGUGCAGGUGAAAAUUACCAGUUCAGGCCUGCUCAGCAUCGUAUAUAUCACAGAAAGAUAUAAUUGCCAGUAUCCAGAAACCAUUCUGUCUAUUAUCAAAUGUGUGAUUCAUAACUUUUGGACACCAAAGGAGUCUAAUGAUAUAACCAUAACCAUCAAUCCAUACGGGGAGACUGUGUGCUUCUCUGUGAAGCCUGCCAGGAAGAUAUUUAUCUAUACAGUAAGCGUGAAUCGAAAUAUUGUGGAUUUCAAACUCUUCCUUGUGUUUGUGGCGGGCAUUUUCCUCUUCUUUUAUGCAAAGACCUUGAGUCAGAGCCCUGUUUUCUUUUACUCUUCAGGGACUAUGCUAGGUAUUCUAAUGACAUUAGUCUUUGUCCUGUUGCUGGUGAAAAAGUUCAUUCCUAAGUAUAGCACCUUUUGGGCUCUAAUGGUUGGUUGUUGGUUUGCUUCAGUUUACGUUGUGUGGCAACUGAUGGAAGAUCUGAAGUGGCUGUGGUGUGAAAACAGAAUAUAUAUAUUAGGCUACGUCUUGGUAGUUGGGUGUGUCAGCUUUACCAUUUGUUACAAACAUGGGCCCCUCGUGGAGGAGAGGAGCAGGACCCUCCUGGCGUGGACGCUGCAGCUCCUCUCCCUACUCCUGGUCUAUGCCGGCGUGGCCAUUCCUCAGGUCGCCUGUGCGGUGAUGCUCCUCGUCCUGUCAUCCAAGGUCCUGCACUUCCCACUGCGAGCGCUCGCUUACGUGAGAUGGAAAAUGAAGAAAUGGUUUACAUCAGAAAAGCUGGUGGUUAAGUUUCUUACUGAAGACGAGUACAGGGAACAAGCCGAUGCUGCGACGACCCGCGCCCUGGAGGACCUGCGCCAGGCCUGCUGCAGCCCCGGCUUCCCGUCCUGGCUGGCCGUCUCCAGGCUCCGGGCGCCUAAAACGUUUGCAGACUUUGUUCUUGGAGGAAGCCACUUGUCACCUGAAGAAAUUAGGCUGCAUGAAGAACAAUAUGGCCUUGCGGGUGCCUUCUUGGAAGAGCAGCUCUUUAACCUGAGGACUCCUGACAGUCUACCUGCACACUGACUUCAUUCUGGACAAGGAAGUGGGGAAGGGCAGGGAUCCUAUUAAAGGUGGGCAGAGCUGUGCUGGGGAACAGUGGCAAAAGCAUUCACGAUGGAGAAAAAUCAAGUCACACUGGAAAGGAGAACUAAACUGUAUUGAAGAUAACUGAUCCUUCUUGGACAGUUCUGUGUAUUGUACUGUAGGUGGCCACCAAGAUUCUGUGACAGUCAUUACCACUAUCCUUGAAUGAAGACUUUCAUUAGGAACAAAGGGAUCGUGUUGAUCUUCAAGGGGCCAAUUAAUGUGAAUAGGUGCCUUGUCAACUGCAGGGCAUUAAAUCCUCUCUUAAUCCCCAGAACCUGUGUCAAAAGACUCUGCAUUGCUCUUCCUGCGUGUUAUCAGUGUAAGUGCUGGAAGAGACCUGAGCUACACUGGACCAGUAUCUUCCAAAGUGUAGUCCACAGGAUGCUAAUAAGUGUUAGUAGGUAAAGGAAUCCUGAGGUCAACUAAGAUGGAUGCAUGAUUAAACAAACGUACUGCAGGACUUCUCAGAGCCUUUAAUAAUGCUAAUGCACAUUGUGAACCUCCUAAAGAGGAGAAAUUGUGUGCAGCAUUCUCCAGCUUAAUUUGACAACAGAACCCUUUUUCAUGAGAUUUAAUAUUCCUUGGAACACAUGUUUGGAAAACGCUGAUGGUGGAGGAAUGGAGGUUUCAGAAGGUUAAAUAACUUGUCCAAGACCACAGGGCUUUUUAGAGGCAGCCCUGGGACUAGAACUCCAGCCCUACUGUUUCCAAUGACUCAGGUAGAAGAAGAGACUUUUAGAAAUGAGGCGCCUUGGGUCUCACAAUAUUCAUGACUUAGUUUUUAUUUUUUAAUAAUAGCCAACUAACUGUUUGAUAACUGUGAUAAAGAGAAACAUUUCCUAAGGUUAUAUUUUAAAGUUUUAAUAAGACUUUUAUAGACAUAUAUAAAGAUUAGAAUUUAGAAUUACUUUUUACAUUUUUUUGUUUGUUGGAAUUGAAGGCAUUUAACCUCAAGUCGACUGGUCUAUUUUAUUUUAUUUUAUUUUAUUUAUUUUUUUUUUACUCCUUAAAUUCAGGUCUCAAUAGUGUUCACACCUGAAUUUCUACAACAGUUCUUUUUUUUUUUGGCUGCAUUGGGUCUUUCAUUGCUACACGCGGGCUUUCUCUAGUUGCGGCGAGCGCCGGCUACUCUUCGUUGCAGUGCACGGGCUUCUCAUUGCAGUGGCUUCUCUUGUUGCAGAGCACGGGCUCUAGGCUCGCGGGCUUCAGUGGUUGUGGCACACGGGCUCAGUAGUUGUGGCUCGCGGGCUCUAGAGCACAGGCUCAGUAGUUGUGGCGCACAGGCUUAGUUGCUCUGUGGCAUGUGGGAUCUUCCCGGAUCAGGGCUCGAACUCAUGUCCCCUACAUUGGGAGGCGGAUUCUUAACCACUGCGCCACCAGGGAAGCCCCUCGACUGGCCUAUUUUAAAAAAUUGUUUAGUUAUACGUGUUUAUAACAAUUUCCUACAAAACAGAUUUGUGAUCUUUCUUAUAGAGAACAAAUCAUUUUUCUUCUUGUGGUUCAUGAUUUUAGACUCCAGAGUGAAAUGAGGGACUAACCAUGAGCUUUGACCCUGAGGAAAAGAGGCCAAAACAUUGGUCUGAGAAAAGAUCUGAACAUGGCAAAACAAUCCAAGGGUUAAGAUGUUGCUAACUUCUCUUUAAGAAUCAAACACAGGUUCUUUUGCUGUGGUGGGGCCAUAAAGAGUAGCAGCAUAAAGAAUGAGGAAUCUCCCUUUUCUAGAAGGGUUAUGGAGGAGGGACACACAGAUCAUUUGGGCACUGCUUUACGGAAGCAAAUUUAGUAUAGCGUUUUUCUAAAUCGUUGAAUAAGAGUGUGGCUGCCUGUUUGGAAUUCUUUAGAUUGAUUUCCAAAUGAUAUUUUCUCUUUGAAGCAGUGUGUCAGUGUUCUACGGGUCUCUAUUUUUGCCAGACACCUUUUAAUAUCAGGAGCUUUGCUAUUUUUGUGAAAUACGCUAAAUUUAAUCUGUGCUUUCACAUAGACUUUGAUAUAAAAAAAUCAAAGUAUCUUCCAUUCAGAUUUAUGAAGAUGAUGACUUUUAUAAGUGUAAACAGUUGUAAUAGCGUUUUUGUUACAGUUUAAUCUGAUUUUUAUUUUUUUGUAAUUCUGUUUAUUGGUGCUAUAUUAUAAACGUAUCAGAUGUGUUUGUGGUUGUGCUCACCAAGAGGUGGUGUGUGUGCUACAAAAUGUGUGUGUGCAUAAAGUGUGCAGUCUGCUGGAGUUCCCAGGGGACAUCCCAGCCAAGACAGCCACUGGGCCUCACCUGCGCCAGGGUGAACAGGUGCCGAGAGUAGAAGAAAGCAGUUCCUGGUGGGCCAACAAGCUAGGUGUAGCUAUUUUUAUUGUGAUUUUUAUUGCAAUAAAAAUAGCUAAAGGAAGAGAAAAAGAGCAACAGGAGGCUUUGGGGAUAUUGUUUUUCAUGUUUACUUUUAGAGGAAACCAUGGAUUUGUCAGUUUCUGUUACGUGAGUACUGUGAGAAGCUAAAUAAUUAAAAGCAUUGCUUGCGAUAUAUUGGGUGUAUUUCUGUUGUGUUUAUUUGAAUUGGGGUUCGUUGUAGUGCUGAUCAUAGGUCUAGUCCCCGUCAAGCAGUGUGUAUGACAGCUCCUCUAAAAGAUCUUUUUUCUCUCCUUCCCUUCUUCCCUUCCCCUGUCUGUCUAUCCGUCUGUCUCUCUCUCCCCCCACCCCACUCCCUCUCUCCUCUUUUUCUUCAUUUAAAGGCCUUUAAACAAUUUAAAUGAUCAUUCAGUAAAAUGGUUAUACCCUUCACAGGUUGUUGACAGUUGGUUCUGUGCCUCAUGCCACCCUAGGUGUGCAGUUGUGGAGCACAACAGAACCUUUGUUGUGUUAGUGCGCCCACGAGGUGCCUCACAGAAGCUCACUGUUGUUAGCAAGUUGGACUGUUUGACCCCAAAACAUAUGAGUGAGAUGUAGUGUAGGUCGCCAUGCUUAAACAGUCAUAUUCAAUGUUAUUUUUUUUUUUAAGUAUUUAUUUAUUUAUUUAUGGCUGUGUUGGGUCUUCGUUUCUGUGUGAGGGCUUUCUCUAGUUGUGGCAAGCGGGGGCCACUCUUCAUCGUGGCGCGUGGGCCUCUCACUAUCGCGGCCUCUCUUGUUGCGGAGCACAGGCUCCAGACGCGCAGGCUCAGUAAUUGCGGCUCACGGGCCCAGCCGCUCCACAGCACGUGGGAUCUUCCCAGACCAGGGCUCGAACCCGUGUCCCCUGCAUUGGCAGGCAGAUUCUCAACCACUGCGCCACCAGGGAAGCCCCAAUGUUAUUUUUUAAAGGUUUUUAAAAAAUAUUAUUUUUGGCCACGUCAGGUCUUAGUUGUGGCACGCGGGAUCUUUCAUUGCAGUGCGCCGGCUUCUCUCUAGUUGUGGCGCACAUGCUCAGUAGUUGUGGUGCACAGGCUUAGUUGCCCCGCAUCAUGUGGGAUCUUAGUUCCACGACCAGGGAUCGAACCCACGUCCCCUGCUUUGGAAGGCAGAUUCUUAACCAGUGGACCACCAGGGAAGUCCCUAUUUUUUAAAGGUUUUAAAACACAUUUUACAUAUCACAAAAAAUGCUUUGUCAAUUAGUUGUAUAGUUUGCCAAUAAUACUUAGAGCUGAAUUACAGGGGAGUGUCCAUCUGACAUUUAGGACAAUACUUGAAUUUAUGACUUUUUAAAUCUAGAAAUUUAUGAGAUUUUAGAUAUUAAGAGGUUUGGAAUAGUUGACAUCGAAACAUGUGGAAGAAUUAAGACCUCCAGAAUGAUGUCAAGAAAAGAAAAAGGAUCUUAUAUUAUUCUGUAUGUGAUUAUUCCCCAGAGUUAGAGAAGUACAAUAUUUAAAUCACCUUUUUCUUUUGUCCAACUGAAAGAAGGAUCCUAUGCAUAGAUAACAUAAUAGAUGCGGAAUUUUGAAGAUCCCCCACAGUGAGACAGGUAUUUUUAUCUGACCCGGGAGCCAGCUCUUUUCUGUAUAUUUUGGAUAUUAACCCCUUGUUGGUCGCAUCAUUUGCAAAUAUUUUCUCCCAUUCCAUUUUUCUUUCCCCCAUGGGUUGUCUUUUCAUUUUGUUGAUGGUUUCUUUGCUGUGCAAAAACUUUUACGUUUGAUCAGGUCCCAUUAGUUUACUUUUGCUUUUAUUUUUUUGGCCUUGGGAGACUGAUCCAAGAAAAUAUUACUAUGAUUUAUGACAAAGAGUGUUUCACCUGUGUUCUUUUCUAGGAGUUUUAAUGGUUUCAUGUCUUACAUUUAGGUCUUUUAACCAUUUUGAGUUUAUUUUUGUAUAUGGUGUGAGGCAAUGUUCUAAUCUCAUUGUUUUACAUGUGGCUGUCCAGCUUUCCCAGCACUAUUUGUUGGAGAGACUGUCUUUUCUCCACUGAAUAUUCUUGCCUCCUUUGUCACAGAUUAAUUGACCAUAGGUGUGUGGGUUUAUUUGUGGGGUCUCUACUCUGUUCUGUUGAUCUAUGUGUUUGUUUUUGUGCCAAUACCAUGCUGUUUUGAUUACUGUAGCUUUGUAGUAUAGUCUGAAGUCUGGGAGGGUUACACCUCCAGCAUUGUUCUUUGUUCUCAGGAUUGCUUUGGCAAUUCGGGGUCCUUUGUGGUUCCACAUAAAUUUUUGGAUUAUUUGUUCUGGUUCUGUGGAAAAUGUCCUGGUGUUCUGAUAGGGAUUGCAUUAAGUCAGUAGAUUGCUUUGGGUAGUACGGCCAUUUUAAUAAUAAUGAUUCUUCCAAUCUAAAAGCAUGGGAUAUCUUUCCAUUUCUUUGAAUCUUCAUUUUCCUUCUUCAGUAUUUUAUAGUUUUCAGCAUAUAGGUCUUUCACCUUGGUUAAGUUUAUUCCUAGAUAUUUUAUUCUUUUUGAUGUGAUUUUAAAUGGGAUUGUUUUUUUCACUUUCUUUUUUUGAUAUUUCAUUAUUAGUGUAUAGAAAUAUUUUGCAUUUUGUGUAUAUUAAUCUCGUAUCCUGCAACCUUGCUGAAUUCAUUUAUUAGUUUUAAUAGUUUUGGGGUGGAGACUCUAGGGUUCCCUGUAUAGAAUAUCAUGUCAUGGGCAAAUAUUACAGUUUCACCUCUUCUCUUCUAAUUUGGAUACCUUUUAUUUUUCUUGUCUGAUUGCUGUGUCUGGGACUUCCAAAACUAUGAGAGUAGACAUCCUUGUCUUGUUCCUGAAUUUAGUAGGAAGCUUUCAGCUUUCCACCAUUGGGUAUUGUGUUGGCUGUGGGUUUGUAGUAAAUGGCCUUUAUUAUGUUGAGAUAUGUUCCCUUCUCUAUCCACUUUGAUGAGAGUUUUGGUUUUUUUGUGGGGUUUUUUCCCCUCAGCAAACAAAAGAUCCUUUACUGAAUCCUGAGUGUGAAAAUCUACCAUUUAGUUCAUUCGCCCUUCUCCCUGUGAGAUUCAAUAAUCCCUUGAUUUGCAUGGAACAUUGGUGUGUCUGCUUGUUCUUGCUGUUGUGUCCAUUUUGUUGUUCUGAUGAGAGUUUUAUCAUGAAUGGAUGUUGAAUUUUGUCAGAUGCUUUUUGUGCAUCUAUUGAGAUGAUCACGUGGUUUUUGUCUUUCCUUUUGUUAAUGUGGUGUAUCACGUUGAUUGAUUUGUGUGUGUUGAACCAUCCUUGUGACCCCAGAAUAAAUUCAACUUGAUCAUGCUAUAUGAUCCUUUUAAUGCAUUGUUGGAUUCAGUUUGCUAAUAUUCUUUUUUUUUUUAACAUCUCUAUUGGAGUAUAAUUGCUUUACAAUGGUGUGUUAGUUUCUGCUUUAUAACGAAGUGAAUCAGUUAUACAUAUACAUAUUUCCCCAUAUCUCUUCCCUCUUCAUCUCCCUCCCUCCCACCCUCCCUAUCCCACCCCUCUACGUGGUCACAAAGCACUGAGCUGAUCUCCCUGUGCUAUGCGGCUGCUUCCCACUAGCUAUCUAUUUUACGUUUGGUAGUGUAUAUAUGUCCAUGCCACUCUCUCACUUUGUCCCAGCUUACCCUUCCCCCUCCCCGUAUCCUCAAGUCCAUUCUCUAGUAGGUCUGCAUUUUUAUUCCCGUGUUGCCCCUAGGUUCUUCAUGACCAAUUUUUUUUUUUUUUUUUUUUUUUUAGAUUCCAUAUAUAUGUGUUACCAUACGGCAUUUGUUUUUCUCUUUCUGACUUACUUCACUCUGUAUGACAGUCUCUAGGUCCAUCCACUUCACUACAAAUAACUCAGUUUCGUUCCUUUUUAUGGCUGAGUAAUAUUCCACUGUAUAUAUGUGCCACAUCUUCUUUAUUCAUUCAUCUGUUGAUGGACACUUAGGUUGCUUCCAUGUCCUGGCUAUUGUAAAGAGAGCUGCAGUGAACAUUUUGGUACAUGACUCUUUUUGAAUUAUGGUUUUCUCAGGGUAUAUGCCCAGUAGUGGGAUUGCUGGGUCAUAUGGUAGUUCUAUUUUUAGUUUUUUAAGGAACCUCCAUACUCUUCUCCAUAGUGGCUGUAUCAAUUUACAUUCCCACCAACAGUGCAAGAGGGUUCCCUUUUCUCCACACCCUCUCCAGCAUUUGUUGUUUGCAGAUUUUUUGAUGAUGGCCAUUCUGACCGGUGUGAGAUGAUACCUCAUUGUAGUUUUGAGUUGCAUUUCUCUAAUGAUUAAUGAUGUUGAGCAUUCUUUCAUGUGUUUGUUGGCAAUCUGUGUUAUCUUCUUUGGAGAAAUGUCUAUUUAGGUCUUCUGCCCAUUUUUGGACUGGGUUGUUUGUUUUUUUGAUAUUGAGCUGCAUGAGCUGCUUGUAAAUUUUGGAGAUUAAUCCUUUGUCAGUUGCUUCAUUUGCAAAUAUUUUCUCCCAUUCUGAGGGUUGUCUUUUCGUCUUGUUUAUGGUUUCCUUUGCUGUGCAAAAGCCUUGAAGUUUCAUUAGGUCCCAUUUGUUUAUUUGUGUUUUUAUUUCCAUUUCUCUAGGAGGUGGGUCAAAAAGGAUCUUGCUGUGAUUUAUGUCAUAGAGUGUUCUUCCUAUGUUUUCCUCUAAGAGUUUUAUAGUGUCUGGCCUUACAUUUAGGUCUUUAAUCCAUUUUGACUUUAUUUUGGUGUAUGGUGUUAGGGAGUGUUCUAAUUUCAUUCUUUUACAUGUAGCUGUCCAGUUUUCCCAGCAUAAGUUAUUGAAGAGGCUGUCUUUUCUCCACUGUAUAUUCUUGCCUCCUUUAUCAAAGAUAAGGUGACCAUAUGUGCAUGGGUUUAUCUCUGGGCUUUCUAUCCUGUUCCACUGAAGUUUGCUAAUAUUCUGCUGAGGAUUUUUGCAUCUGUAUUCAUCAAAGAUACUGGCUUCUGAUUUUCUUUUUUUGUAGUGUCUUUGUCUGGUUUUGGUGUCAGGGUAAUUGUGGCCUCGUAGAAUGAAUUUGGGAGUGUUCCUUUCUCUUCAAUUUUUUGGAAUAGUUUGAGAAGGAUAGGUAUAAGUUCUUCUUUAUAUGCUUGGUAGAAUUCCCCAGUGAAGCCGUCUGGUCCUGGACUUUUAUUUGCAGGGAGUUUUUAUCAUUACAGAUUCUAUUUCACUUCUAGUGAUUGGUCUGUUCAAAUUGUUUGUUUUUUCUUGACUCAGUCUUGGCAGGCUGAAUAUUUCUAGAAAUUUGUCCAUUUCUUCUGGGCUGUCCAAUUUGUUGCCAUAUAACAUUACUUGUCAUUUUUCCCCAUUCUCUUCAACUUACGUUUUGUCCCUUAACUAAUUCAUAUCUCCAACCACUUAAUGUUUACAAUGCAUGUUGGAACUGAAUGUCUUACUAGACAGCUUAUUAGGUAUAGGUAAACGUUUAACAUAGCACUGUAGUUUGGGAGCAUGCAAUAUGGUUAUAGAUUAAUGUUAACAAAGCACUAAGAGCUAGGGCCUGGAUGGGGAAAUAAGACAGCACUCCCCUUGCCAUGGGCUAUUUGUCACACAGAAAUAGUGGCAACAUUUAUGGAGUGUUUACUGUGUGUCGGGUAUGUCAUUUAACCAUCAAAAGAACCUGUAAGGCAGGUACUGUAAUCAUCUUAAUUUUACAGAGGAGGGCCGUGAGACCCAGAGAGGUUACUUAAUGUGAGUUCUCACUGGCAGAACUAAGACUCAAAUCCAGACAGUGGGGCUCCAGAGCCGGCAAUCCUGACCCCAGCACUGUAAGGUCCUUGGGUUGCCAUCUGAAAACUGGGACCUCCCCGGAGCCACGGUGGGGCAAGUGGUCCUGUAUUAGCUGCCCGAAGCAGAUGGGAGUUGAGUGAGAGUAAGGUGCCCACCUGGACUGGCUCAUUUCUUCCCCAUUCUAGACAUCACCAAGUUUCCAGUUACUCUCUUAUCUUAAACUGGCAGUUUGUCCUCUCAUAAGGUAAAUUACUUAGUGAUUUGAGAACCCACUCCCCUUUUCUCUCACCCCUUUAUUCUGUUCCCAUCCAGGCACUGACCUCUCUCCCAUCUGCCUGAUGGUUUGGAAUUUUUGAGCCAGGUAUUCUUAGAGCUUUGCUGAAAUGACACAGGAGUGGUUUGGGGCUUCAGAAGUAGCUUUGUCUUGUCCCACUGCACCCAAGGAGAGAAAAAUUUCUGAAGGGAAAAUCAUCUUUUAUUUGCUUGCAGUCAGCUCUGUCACAGCAUGCCCCCAUCUUCACAGAAUAACGUUAAUUUUAGGGUCCAGCCUUUCACAAUGAAGAUGAGAAAACUAAGACCCAGAGAUCUCCCAAAGGUAAUUUCUUCCUCUGUUCCUGCACUGUGUAGUAUGGUAGCCACAAGCCACAGAUGGCUGUUUAAAUUUAAAUAACAUGAGAGGGACUUCCCUGUUGGUGCAGUGGUUAAGAAUCCACCUGCCAAUGCAGGGGACAGGGGUUCAAGCCCUUGUCCAGGAAGAUCCCACAUGCCGCAAAGCAACUAACCCCGUGCACCAGGACUACUGAGCCUGUGCUCUAGAGCCCGCGAGCCACAACUACUGAGCCCGCAUGCCACAACUACUGAGCCCACAAGCCACAACUACUGAGCCCGCAUGCCUAGAGCCCGUGCUCUGCAACAAGAGAAGCCACCGCAACCAGAAGCCCGCACACCACAAUGAAAAGUAGUCCCCACUUGCCACAACUAGAGAAAGCCGGCGCACAGCAACAAAGACCCAGCGCAGCCAAAAAUUAAUUAGUUAAAAAAAUAAAAUAAAUAACAUGAGAAAUCUAAUUCCUCAGAUGCACUAGCCACCUUGUAAGCACCUAAUAAGCCACCUGUGGCUAAUGGCCACCUCACCUGACAGCACUGCUCUACGAAGCUGUUGCCUCAGGAUACUGAGCAGUGGGUGUGUCUGCUGGCCCUUCCCAGCUCCCGUGGCACUGGUCUUCAGAGUCCCUGCAACCUCCAAGUUUUCUCUGCAGGGUUGCCAGACCUUCUGCGUUAUCUCCAGAGUGGCACUCACGACUAACAGAGCAGCAGGAGUUUGAAGGCGCUGGAUUUCUGUGUAUCUGGGAAUAGCUAGCGAUCCUAAAUGGAACUGCAGCCACAC
Balaenoptera acutorostrata (minke whale) is the source of this 10858-nucleotide messenger RNA. RefSeq names its product nuclear envelope integral membrane protein 2 (gene NEMP2). Lineage: Eukaryota; Metazoa; Chordata; Mammalia; Artiodactyla; Balaenopteridae. The transcript has 10 exons. Gene Ontology annotation, cellular component: nuclear envelope. Bases 235 to 1383 code for a protein of 382 amino acids. The record is from RefSeq and is a predicted model, not a curated record.